Molecule: messenger RNA, 327 nt
Organism: Funneliformis mosseae
Lineage: Eukaryota; Fungi; Glomeromycota; Glomeromycetes; Glomerales; Glomeraceae
Source: the annotation of a GenBank genome assembly
AUGGCUUCUACAUCUUUAUAUAUCCCAGACAUGCGUCUUGCCGUAGAACAGAAAACAGUGCCAGGAAGUUUUCGCAAGAAUAAAACGAUUUUUGAAUUCCCUACCCUCUCUUAUGUUGAACAUAACGGAAAAAACUUCUUAUGGACAAUCAGAGUCUGUCUGAUUCGUUUUCGGGAUGAUAGCGAACCUUUUGGCCAUUACGUACCGAUUCUUACUAAAUAUCUAGACGGGAGGCCUCUGCAAAGUGCGACAGACACUUUCAUUGCUGAAAUCUCUGUAGAGGCUAGGCAGGAAGGAGGAAAAAUCCGUGAUGCUAAACCUACUUGU